UAACCUGCACUGCAUGCACUUUUAGAAACAUGCGCUCAGUGGACUUGUCAAGCGCUUUUAUUAUCGCUGUGACCUACGAAUAUUCUAAGUGGGUUUGUUCAAUCAGUUUUUGUUAACUUUACUAAGACAGCGCGGGCAACCAUGAGUAAAUCUGGAUCACUGAAAAUAAAGAAUUUGUUUCAUAAAACAAAAUCAACAGAUAAAGAAAAAAGGGAAACUUUCUAUGGAGAUGGAGAACCUGCAAACCAAAGCGCGAGAUCGGAGACGUUACAGUCAAGACCUGUCAGCCCAGGGGAUGGGACACUGUCCGGUGAAACUCUACCUACAACCCUGACGAGUGAAGACAAAAAGAAGAGAAGGUUCUUGUCCUUGCGGCUCAAGAAGAAACGCUCACAGGAGACGGGAAGCGUCGAUGAUUCCCUGUCCUAUUUCGGAGCUGAGGAGAACUUCACCAGUAACAUGAGUUUUGACCAGAUGAGUGUGUCAACAGGGUACAGUGUGAGGACAGAGGGGGACCAGGAUGAUACCUCCAUGCAAAGCUUGGACAUGUCGGCCUUUAGCAGCCUCAGCCCCAAGAAGUCCAGAAAGAAGAGCUCAGACGGAGUGUUCAACCGUAUCGGCAGUUUCUUUUCCAGCAAGAGAAAGAAGAGCCAGAGCAAAUCAUUCUCAGCAGGUUCAGAGGAUGGGUCCUUGCAGGGUUCUGGCUCCCCUGCUUCUCCUCACUCCCCUGGUUCUUUCUUCUUCCCCCACCAACCUCCAGAGGAGGACAGUCAGAGGACCCCGACCCCGACCCGAAGAGAGGCGGAGGUAGUGGGAGGUUCGGAGGGAGCCAGAUCACUGCGAGGGAAUCCGUCAGAGGGAUCAGUGUUUAGUGGCAGCUCCAGCCCAAGUACCUCCAGCCAAAGUUCUUUGUUUGCUGUGGACACAGGGCACCUGCCUUUUGCAGACAAUGACAGCAGCGGCCGGGGAAGCGUAAAGGAGUUGCAGGUGUCCAGGGUGAGUCGGGUGGAGGCAGAGGCAGAUGGAGAGGCAGACAGGAAUUCUGGAAAUCUGUCUUCCGCAAACCUGUUUCCCUCCGGAGCAGUGCGAGGGCCAGAGCUGAGCUUCACUGAGGACUUUGAGGGGGAGGUAAACAGGAAGCUGCAGGUACAUAUUGAACAAACUACUGUGAAAGACAGGGAGGGAUCGGAAGGCAGCAGCCCAGCCACCCGGAACAACCUCAGUUCAUUUGAGCUCUCCCAAUCUCAGUUUACCACUGGCGCCACCUCUCCGGUCACGGAAAAUAAAAAGACCUCUCUGAAGACAUCUGUUGGAGGGAAGGUUAGUUAUCUGGUGGGAGUCACUUUGGGCUCUCAGUCCCGAACCCCUUCCUCUUCAGACCAUCAGCCAGAGGGAGAAGAGGGGGAGGACAGCCCAGCUAUGGGGAAGAAGCAUCGGAGAAGGGCUCUGAAAUCCAGCAGCAGCAGUGACAUAGCUCCACCCAACCAGACCCCAGCAUCGGAUUCACCUGGGACACUACACAAAGCCUUGUGGGUGGAGACGGACCUGGGAGAGGAGGAGUGGGAGAGGAAGGGGGAGACAGCAAACUCACUUCAAGCCUUGGCCAUACCUGUUACUGUCGCCCCCGUGGAGGUAACUGAAACUGCAGGUGUCCCAGCCACCACUACAGAGUUAUCAGAAGCAGCACAUGGUGGCAAAGGGCCAAUCCUGGCUGGAUACACAACACCAGCCUCCAGGGAGACGGAAACAAACACAGCCCGGCCAGAGGAGCUCAGUUCAGGCAUAAAUUCCGAGACCAGUUCCCCUCUGGAGGACUGGACGGGUCUGAGCAAAGAGGAAAAGCGCAGGAGUUUGAGACUGUCCCAUAGUGAGAAGCUUUUCACUAAGGAGGUGUACGUGAGCCCUGAGCCAAGUUUUGAUGUUUUUGAUGACGAGCCGAAGGACGCCGAACCGAACAAGAACAACAUCAAAGAUUUGGCGUCAAAGAUCACUCAGAGGUCGGAGGUGAAUCUUCUGCCCAGUCUUAAGAAGGUGUGUGUGGAAGAUGUCAAGGAUGAUUAUAUCGUAACUGCAGAAGCAUUUACUGAAUAUGCUGACCUUAGUCACCAUGAGGCCAAGGCUGUAGACUGUUCCCCAACGACCCCAGUCCCAGAGCUGGAUGCGGCCUCUCCAACUACAACCAUGCCAGGUCGUAAAACACAGACCUACUCUAGUUCAGGAAUUAGAGGUCAGAGAACGCCCCAGGUCACAGCGUCUAAACCAGGGGAUGCCAGUGUGUCAAAGAUCCCAUCUUCACCAACUGAACCCAAGUCUAAAGCUGUCAUGGGCAUGGCUAUAGGCAAAGGUUUCACAGGUGGCGCCAUUGCAGGGAUUUCUAGUGGGGCUCCAUCACAAAGGACACCUAAAGAUGGUAGCGAAAAACCCCAGGUUGCAUCUCCUACGUCGAAAGAUCCAUCAGUUGCAUGUAAAACAGAGGUCACUGACAGCUCCAAGUCGAGGAUCCCCAAAAAGUCAUUGACAGAAGGUGUAUCGAAACCAUCACUUUCAGCAGACGUUACCACGGCGAUCAGUCUUUCAGAGGCUGGGGCUGUGCCUCUGCCCACGGCUGGUUUCAAACCACAGAAGAACCCGAAACCUAAACAUUUAAUUAUGAAAACAGACAAAAAGCCUUUUACAGAGGAAGUGAAGACUGUGAGUUCUGGGGAAAUACCAACUAGUAGGCCGGUUAAAGCAGAAGAGCUCUCCCCUACUAAAGAAUCAGUCAUGUCAUCUAUGUCCAGCACAGACCCUGAGGAGAAAAUGACUACAGCUAAAACCAGGGAACCAAAAGACUCAAAAAAACAGGGCUCCACACGCCCAGACAACAACAGCAGCAGCAUGAUACCAAAGAGCCGUUUACCCAAAGCCCCUGACAACUCUUCAUCUCCGGCCGUCAGAAAGCUGAAAGAUGGCAAACUCCACACCAGCGACACAGGCAGUAAAAAGAUCCACAUCACUGAGAAAGCUUCCAGUGCCAGUAGUCUGCCAUCCAUGCCAACCAGUCCAAAGCAGCUGGAGCUUCCGAGCCCAGAGGACAGGCCAACCGAUGAGACACUGACACCGGAAACGAAGAAGGAAAGAAAGUGGCCCUGCCCUUUGCCAACAAUCCUGCCACAACAGCCUUCCAAUGAGAACAUUUCUCAUGAUGAUUCGGAUCCUCCAACCAAGCCAGAGAAACCUGCCUUAUUAAGACUGAAGAAACCAAGUAACAUCACAUCUCCCACCCUAGACAAGACAGUUGAGGAUUCUGGGAAAACACCACCAACAAAUCUUUCAAGUCCUGUGAAAGAUCCAACGGAUUCUGUGAUGGUGGCUAGCAAGCUCCCACUGCUCCGUCAGAAAACUCCCCCAAAAAGAAAACCCAGCCCUCCCCUCAAGAAAUCUGAACAAACUAUGUACUCCAAAACAUUUUCUGAAACACAAGUUAAAUCUAUAGAUCAUGUGUCUCUGAUCACUGAAAAUCCUCAAGUAAAAGGUCAACAAACCACACCAGCAACAUACUCCUUACCAACAGCAAACAGUAGGACGGAACUUAUAUAUGAUCAAACAGAUGAAUCAUCAAACAGUGGAAUGAAGGAAUUACUGAAGGGCAGCAAUAGUAUUACACCUGAAAUAAAACUGGAAGCAAAAUCAGAAAAAGCACAAGAAAAAUCAGUAUCUGUCAAAACUGUCUCUAUUACAUGGGAGCAGCAAACCAAUCCAUCUCCAGAUCUCUCAUCAGAAACAGAGAGUUACAGUAACUAUGAGGAGAGUGUAACCAGUAAAUCACAACAGCAGCAGACAGGUCAUGUAGAGCCAGUUGUAGUCCUAGAGAAACGGCCAUGUAAUGCAAGCCCCAUUGUGUCUGCCUCUUCCACAUCCAGCUAUGAGGAACUAAGUACAUCCAGGAAGCUUGUGUUAACUAACAGCAUUCACACUGAUUCUAAGAAUCAAGUUUAUCGGAACAGUGUUGAUAAAGUCUCUUUAGCUUCAGAGAAUGUCAUACCCAAUUCUGGAGAAGAGGUAAGCAAUAAUAAAAGUUGUGUAGGGAGUGGUCCGGAUGUUGCUGAGGACAGAUCACCCAAAAUCAAAUCCCAUGUGGUUAAAGGUGGAGAGGGUCAAACUAAGGCAGCACAGCAGACUCUGCCUGGUUCAGAGAAUAAAUCUGAUACCCUAGUCCAUUUUCAGACCUCAGAUAAAGUACCCAUUGGUAAUGCAAUAGGUUCUAGCAUAUCCAUAGUUUCUGCUAAGUCUGUAGUUUCUGAUAUAUCCAUAGUUUCUGGCAAAGAGACUGAAAUGCAGGAGAGGCAGUCAAUGAAAGUCUCAGAUGUUCUAACAAUGCCUGGAAUUGUUGCAAAACCAGUUGGAAAUUCUGUAGUUCCCCUGAAGAAAGAGACAUCUUCACUGAGACAGAAACCAGAGGACAAACCGACUAAGGGCACAGUCUCUGAGAUAAACGCAAAACUGGACACAAACAAUAGAACCACAAAACAACAGGAGCAGAAGACUGAGAAUGAGACAAGACAAGAGAGAAGAUUGAGUGAAGAAGUUGCUAACAACACAUUUGUGAUAUUAGAAUGCGGAGAAUCAGAAACCCUAAGCACCAAAGCUCAGGAGGAUAAGAGGUGGGUCUUCAACCACCCUAAAGAGCCUCAAUCCCUGAAAGAGAAUUUGGCAGAUGUUAAUUCUGGGUUAACCAAAAAAAGGAUACAAGAUGACAAACUGACUGGGGCAGCAAUUAAGGGAACUGUUCCAAAACAGAAAACAAAGACUGUAAAUACAAAACCUCAGGAGCAGAAGAUGGAAAAUGAGACAAAACAAGAAUGCAGACUGACAGAAAACACAGUUUCUAAUAUAUUAGACCCAAAAGAUGAAUCUAAAACCAUAAGCACAAAUGUUCUAGAAGAGAAGGUCUUGAUCCUCAAUGACCCCAUAGAGCCUCCAUCAACACAACAGAAUUUGCCUGAGGCUAAUAGCAUGCCACACAAAGAAAGGAUACAAGACACACCAAGUGACGUAACAACUACGACAACAGUUCCUGAGGUGGACACAAAACAGGAAGAAAAAUCUAUAACUACUAUAACUCAGGAGCAGAAGCAGGAGAAUUACAUAAAACAACAAGACAUACUGAGUGAAGUGGUGACUGAACAUACAGUGUCUAAGAUAUUAAAACCAAAAGAGGAAUCAAUAACCAUAAGCACAAAAGCUCUGAAGGAGAAUGUCUUGGUCGUCAAAGAACCCAAACAGCCUCAGUCAUUGACACAGAAUUUGGCAGAUUGUAAUAGUGGUUCAGAUAAAGAAAGGAAACAAGAGGACACACCAACUGAGGCAACUAAGAGCACUGUUCCUAAGAUGGAUGCAAAAUGCGAAGUAAACACUGUAACUACAAAACUGCAGGAGAAGGACAAUGAGACCAAACAAGAAGACAGACUGAGCGAAGGUGUGUCUAAAAACCUUGUUUCUAAAAUGCCAGACCCAAAAGAUGAAUCAAAGACCAAGGGUAUGAAACCUCAGGAGCAGAAGAAGUACAAAGAUUCAAAACAAGAAGACAGACAAAGUGAAGUACCAAUUAAAACCACUGUGUCUAAGAUAUUAGAACCAAAAGAGGAAUCAAAAAUCGUAAGCACAAAAGAUCAGGAGAAGAAUGCCUUGGUCGUCAAAGAACCCAAACAGCCUCAGUCAUUGAAACAGAAUUUGGCCGACGGUAAUAGUGGUCCAAAUAAAGAAAGGAAACAAGAGGACACACCGACUGAGGCAGCAAAGAGCACUGUUCCUAAGAUGGAUGCAAAACAUGAAGCAAAUACUGUAACUACAAAACCACUGGAGCAGGAGAAAGACAAUGACACCAAACAAGAAGACAGAUUGAUCGAAGAUUUGACUAAAAACAUUGUUUCUAAAAUGCUAGACCCAAAAGAUGAAUCACAGACCAAGGGUAUGAAACCUCAGGAGCAGACGAAGUGCAAAGAGACAAAACAAGACAGACUUAGUGAAGUAUCAACUAAAACAACUGUGUCUAAGAUAGAACCAAAAGAGGAAUCAAAAACGGUAAGCACAAAAGCUCAGGAGGAGAAUGUCUUGGUCGUCAAAGAACCCAAACAGCCUCAGUCGUUGAAACAGAAUUUGUCAGACGGUAAUAGCGGCCCACGUAAAGAAAGGAAACAAGAGGACACACUGACAGAGGUGGCUAAGAGCACUGUUCUUAAGAUGGAUGAAAAACAUGAAGCAAAGACUGUAACUAUAAAACCACAGGAGCUGGAGAAGGACAAUGAGACCAAACAAGAAGACAGACUGGGCGAUGGUGUGACUAAAAACACUGUUUCUAAAACGUUAGUUCCAAAAGAUGAAUCAGAAACUAAGAUUAUAAAAGCUCAGGAGCAGAAGUACAAAGAGACAAAACAAGAAGACAGACUGAGCGAAGUAGCAACUAAAACAACUGUGUCUAAGGUAUUAGAAUCAAAAGAGGAAUCAAAAACCAUAAGCACAAAAGAUCAGGAGGAGAAUGUCUUGGUCGUCAAAGAACCCAAACAGUCUCAGUUGUUGAAACAAAAUUUGGCAGACAGUAAUAGUGGUCCAAAUAAAGAAAGGAAACAAGAGGACACACCGACUGAGGCAGCAAAGAGCACUGUUCCUAAGAUGGAUGCAAAACAUGAAGCAAAGACUGUAACUACAAAACCACUGGAGCAGGAGAAAGACAAUGACAACAAACAAGAAGACAGAUUGAUCGAAGAUGUGACUAAGAACAUUGUUUCUAAAAUGCUAGACCCAAAAGAUGAAUCACAGACCAAGGGUAUGAAACCUCAGGAGCAGACGAAGUGCAAAGAGACAAAACAAGACAGACUUAGUGAAGUAUCAACUAAAACAACUGUGUCUAAGAUAGAACCAAAAGAGGAAUCAAAAACGGUAAGCACAAAAGCUCAGGAGGAGAAUGUCUUGGUCGUCAAAGAACCCAAACAGCCUCAGUCGUUGAAACAGAAUUUGUCAGACGGUAAUAGCGGCCCACGUAAAGAAAGGAAACAAGAGGACACACUGACAGAGGUGGCUAAGAGCACUGUUCUUAAGAUGGACGCAAAACAUGAAGCAAAGACUGUAACUACAAAACCACUGGAGCAGGAGAAAGACAAUGACAACAAACAAGAAGAUAGAAUGAUAGAAGAUGUGACUAAAAACAUUGUUUCUAAAAUGCUAGACCCAAAAGAUGAAUCAAAGACCAAGGGUAUGAAACCACAGGAGCUGGAGAAGGACAAUGAGACCAAACAAGAAGACAGCGGCCCACGUAAAGAAAGGAAACAAGAGGACACACCAACUGAGGUGGCAACUAAGAACACAAUUCUUAAGAUGGAUCCAAAACCAGAAGGAAAGACUAAAACUACAGAAGCUCAGGAGCAGAAGAAGGAGAAUGAAAAUAAACAAGACUACAGACUAGGCCAAGAAGUGACUAAAAACCCAGUCUCUAAGAUAUUGGACAUAAAACAGAAAUCAAAACCCAUUAGCACAAAACCUCAGGAGGAUAAUGUCUUGGUCUUUAAAGAAUCCCAUAAACUUUCAAAAGCAAUGCCCAAGUCUGAACUGCCUCCUGAGCCAUCAACUUCCCAGAAGCUUCCUUCUCCCCCUAAACCUCUCCCUCAGAAACCAGACUCUCCAUCCAGCUGGUUAGACGUGGAGCACACCUCCAAGCAGGAACACAAUAAAGCGAGCAAGAGGAGAUUGCGCACUUCAACCAGUGAAGACGACAGUCUGGCUGAGUCUGACGACCUGGAGGACUUCAUUCGGAGCAUUAAAGAACUGGGUACGCCCUUUUCCCUGCCCCCCAAGAAGCACCAUGGCCAUUUCAAGACCCCCUCAUCCCCCUUUGUUCUGCCUGCCAUCAAGGAGGACCGCUUCGAGAAGCCCUUUGACUCUGAGGGUUUUCGGUUUGGCCUAAAAAGAACAAAGGAUAAAGAAACCCCGGCCAUGUUGAUAAAGAAACAGGCCUCAGACAGGGAGACACAGACAAGACGCGUUAGUUCAGAGGACAGCCUUCUCUUCAAAGCCCUUGAGACUCCAUCAAGAGGCCACGGGAAACCAGGCUCUCAAACAGACAGAAAGGAUGGAGAUGGUGAUGUGAAGGUAGAUGUAAAGACAGAUUUGGGUUUGGAGCAACAGGGGAAAGGAGAAGAAACCGUGCAACUCACGCCACGGCUGGGAAGGAUGUCCAUUCUCUCCAACCUGUUGAGUUCCCCCAGGACUUCCAGAAGGGGCAAAGGCCGGCCUUCCUCCUCAGUCACUGAUGAAACACCUACAUCUAUCCAGGGCACGGCACCAGGAAGGGCGGAUGGGAGUGGGAUGGACCCGUACCAGCAUGAGGAAGUGGGUGCAGCCAGUGAGUCAGUAAUCUCUCUUUCCUCACCUGCUCCUCCCCCCACUGAGCUGAAGCUGCCAGAUCACCUGGAGAAAUAUCUCAGGAUAGACAAAGGAGAUUCACAGAGUUGUGCCACACAGAGUGCUAUGGCCAGCCCUGUAAUUGAAAUAGGUCAGGGUACUGAACUACCUCUAGAUGUGGGCUUAACAGGACUUUCUAUAGGACUUCAUUCAGCCACUAAGCACAUCCCACAAAGCCAUCUGAAUGGUCUGUCUACAGCCACGUCUAAGAUUAAAGAAGUGAGAGGGUUUCAUAAACGACCUGGGAAGAUCGUGCUUCAUGAGCAUGCUCAGUUUGGAGGAGAGGCCUAUGAGGUGGUUGGAGACGUGGAGGAUGCCUCCAAAAUGAAGCUGUCUCCUGUCAUCUCAGUCAGGGUUGUCAGAGGAUGCUGGUUGCUGUAUGAGAAGCCGGGGUUCCAGGGCCGCGUCAUCCCCCUGGAGGAGGGGCCCAUGGAGCUGGUCAACGUGUGGGCAGAGGAAGUGACACCAGGGGCUCUGGACGAGACGGGUCGGCCCGUGCCAACCUCACCCAUGGUGAUCGGAUCCAUCCGCCUGGCAGUCCGGGACUACAGUCCGCCGCGGAUUGACCUGUACACGGAGGUGAACGGUCUGGGGAUGAUGACGUCGUUCUGUGACGACACCAUGGAGAUCGGUACCUACGGGACCAUACAGAACACCGGCUCCAUCAAGAUCCACUCGGGCGUCUGGCUGGUUUAUGGUGAUCCAGGGUUUGAGGGAAUGCUUGCUGUGUUGGAGGCGGGAGAGUACCCGUGUCCAGAAUCUUGGGGAUUCCCUCUGCCCUUCAUCGGAUCGCUGAGGGCCCUCCGUAUGGGAGGGAUAAAGGUGGAAUAUCCUAACGAAGUAAAGGCCCUGCUGUUCGAGAGGCCACGCUUCCAGGGCGAGUGUGUGGAGAUUGACGAUGAAAUAUACACCUUUGGAGAGGGAGGGGAGGACGAGGUGGGGGAGGACGAGGUGGGGGAGAGGGAUGUGGCGGAGGAGGUCACGGGGAAUCCAGGCAAAAGGAAGACAUUGUGUUCCGUGGGAUCCAUCAAGAUCCUCAGUGGACUCUGGGUGGGCUACGACGAGCCAGAGUUUGACGGUCGCCAGUAUCUCCUGGAGGAGGGGGAGUAUCCUGACUGGAAGGAGUGGGCUGGCUGUGGAGACCAGCUCCUGUCAAUACGCCCUGUCCGCACUGAUCUCCUGUCUCCCCACGUGAAGUUGUUCAGCGAGAGGGACUUCGGGGAAAGAGGGGUCAACGUGGACCUGGUGGGGCCCGUUAUUAACAUGGAGGGCACCGGCUUCGGCCCCAAGACACAGUCCGUUAAUGUCCAGGCUGGAGUGUGGGUUGCCUUUGAGAACCCAGGGUUCUCCGGAGAGCUCUAUGUUCUAGAGAAGGGCCUCUAUGGAAAUCCAGAUGACUGGGGAGGACAGAACUUUAGGAUCUCCUCGCUGCAGCCAGUCCACCAGGAAAACGUGGGUGGAUUAAACAAGUUCAAAGUCCAGCUGUUUUCUGAGCCUUGGUUCCAGGGCAAAGAGGUGGUGCUAGAGGACAGCAUGGUAGCCCUGGAGGAAGACUUCUCCCCAGGCUCCUGUAGAGUACUGGCUGGGCGCUGGGUGGCGUAUGAGGGACCCCAGUUCACUGAGCACAUGUACGUCCUGGAGGAGGGGGAAUACCCCAACACUGAGUCCAUGGGCUGUCUGAGUCCUGACUCUACCAUCCGCUCCAUACAGACUGUUAAUCAUGAGUUCUCCAUCCCGUCCAUAACGUUGUUCAGCAAGGUGGGCUGUAGAGGCCGUAGGGUGGUGUUGACCGGAGGGCUGGUGAACCUGCAGCUGGCUGGGUUCUGCGGACGCGUACACUCCCUGGUGAUCGAAGGAGGAAUGUGGGUGUUGUAUGAGGGGAUUAACCACCGCGGCCGUCAGAUCCUGCUACCGCCCAGCGAACUGAGUGACUGGUGCAAGUUCAGCAGCUGGCCACGAAUAGGAUCCCUGAGACCGCUAAUGCAGAAGCAGGUGUACUUCCGUCUGCGGAGCAAGGAGUCGGGCUACAUAAUGUCCCUGUCGGGCCCUCUAGAUGACAUCAAGCUUCUGCGGGUGCAGGCUCUGGAAGAGACGGGGGGAGAGGAGCAGAUCUGGCUCUACAGUGACGGAGUCCUGCGCUGCAAGCUGGUAGAGGACUGCAGCCUGCAGACGAUAGGGAGUGUUGUCAUGGCUGGCAGCAGGCUGAAUGUCUCCCCCCAGGAGCCGGGGAAGGACAACCAGCUGUGGAACAUGACCCCAGAUGGCCUGGUCCGAAGCCACCACAGACCUGACCUGGUGCUGGAGGUUAAAGGUGGACAAGGUUAUGACAAAUCCCAAGUCAUUCUAAACACAUUUGAUGAGAGAAAACUCAACCAACAAUGGCUGUUGGAGGUCCUGUAAUAGUGUCUGCAGGACGUGCUCUCUGCCCUACGGUCCAGCUCUCUGCUCUGCGGUCCAGCUCUCUGCUCUGCGGUCCAGCUCUCUGCUCUGCGGUCCAGCUCUCUGCUCUACGGUCCAGCUCUCUGCUCUGCGGUCCAGCUCUCUGCUCUGUGAUGCACAUACACCUUUCUGUUGCAGCUCAUUCAAGGGUUUAAGAGACUUCUUGAAAGCCAAAGGAUUUCUUGAAGUUUUUCCGUGCCUCUCAGUGCUCGGUGAUCCUGGACCGCGGAUCUCAAAACAUUCUGCAACAUUUGUUGGGCUUGACAGCAUCCAUGAUUGUCUUUGCGAAACACAGCCAUAAACAAGCAGCCAUUAAAGUAACAAUUUUCCAAAUCAAUGCGAAGACAAAGCAAGCAACACCACAGUUGGAUACAGAACUAUCUAUUCGGCAAGGAGCACAGCAUUUUACCAAGAACUUCACUGACGCUGUACAAAUUCCAUACCAAAGAAUAACUGUAGUGGACUAGGGCAGACUCUACUCUAUAAUGCCUUUAAAAUGUCAAUUGUUCUGAAAAGCUGAACUUCAAUGCCAUGAAUGAACCCCAGCCCUUAAGCCCUGUGUUAUGCUGCUCCUAUCUAAGUCUACUAUGGUGCUUCUUCGGUCAAUUACUCCAGUCUGUUUACUUUAGUUUUUUAUAGGCUCUUUUACAGUACAUCUAUGAUUCAUAUCAGCCGCUUCCAUUUGCGAGGCACCUUGUUAAAGUCUUCUGCGGUCAUCUUAAUCAGAGGUGUAAAAGAACUUGGCUGUGUGCACAGAUUUUGGGAUUUUUCUGGUCUUUUAGGUCCACAGCAGAGCAGGUGGAACUUCCUACAUCACUGAGCUCCAGGCAGGGGUUCAGCAGACAGGAAGAAGGUUGUCAUGUUGACCCUCCUCCUGGGACAAAUGUGAAUCCCUAUAUCCCUCUAGAUAUGUUAUUAUUUGACAGGGUCAUGUCAACAGAUGAGUAAGGUGUAGAAUGACAUGUGUAGAUAGAUUUUCCAUUGCGUCUUUUAAAGAAAGUAGUCAGUGAAAAAACAUUAUUGUCUGAAUAAAUAUUUGACUACACACCGAUGUAGAGUAGCUGCAAGCAGGUGUUUUGGUUUUGUAUGUCUUAGUAAAUAUCAAUUCCAACACUGUGCUACAAUAUCAGGCUUACUACACUGUCUCCAAUGUAAAUACAAUGCAUCAAUUUAACGCUGUUGCGAUCCGCAGAAAAUAAAUAUGGUUUUGUCUUCAUUUA
Molecule: messenger RNA, 12095 nt
Organism: Esox lucius (northern pike)
Lineage: Eukaryota; Metazoa; Chordata; Actinopteri; Esociformes; Esocidae
Gene: crybg1a
Product: crystallin beta-gamma domain containing 1a
Exons: 22
Coding region: 142-10836 (3564 amino acids)
Source: RefSeq, a predicted model, not a curated record